GUCAUCCUCAAAUCAUGCGAAGAAGGUAGAUCGGAGACCAGUCCGGCUUCCUCUACGAAUUUUCCAAAUAUGUCGGGCAAGCGUCUGUUGGACGCCAUCCAAUUGUUCAAUGUCGCCAAGUCCGUCGCUGUGAAGCACCUGGAGGUGCGGCAGCGCCAGCUCGAUCUGUUUACCAGGACUUCGACCCUCACCAAGGGCAUCAAGGGCCAGGCAGAGGGUCUGUGCCUUACCGCACAAGCCGCUGCAGCCUUAGCAAAGCGGUUCAACGAGCCCGAAUCAGCACCACCACCACCACCACCACCACCACCACCGUCGGCAUCCCGAGCACCGAGCCACCCUCCGCCGAGUACCGAGUCGCGCGCCACCAAUCUCACCCCGGAUGAGGCCAGGAAAGCACAACGGCAGGCGGAAUUUCAGAUCCCGUCGUCUGCGGCAGGACACACCGGCUACGGGGCUAGCCCAUUGGACGUUAGCCAACAGCAGGAUGUGUUCUAUCAGCCCUCCAAGGAGACCACCCCCGGGUUGUCCGGCCUACCUAGGGUUAAGCUCCCCAAGACGUCAAGCGACACGCAAACGGGCAUCGACAGCGAUAUCAAUGCGGAUGUGUUCCACUCUCCCGUGAGUGCCGAGGAAUCUGCGUCGUCAAACCAGCCCGCAGAACAACCGGAGGAGAUCUCGGACGAUAUGAUGAAGGAGCUCUUCCACAGCCCGAAGGUUGCGAAGAUGCUGUCUCGGCAAGCUGCGGCGGAUCUGAGAUACAAGGGACGGACUUCGAUGCCUUCUGACGUCAAGCCCCUCCAGCCCAUCGAGAAGGAAAACCUAUCGGCAGAAGAGGCCCAGGCCGUGGAUGACCUGGUUUCCACGGCGGAGCCAGAAACCGCUGCCGCCUUGAAGCAGGAGGACAUCUACACAAUGAUGGAAUCGCGCGUCCCAUCUUCCCGUCUCGGACGGUUAUGGCAGUACGGUGGACUGGCCACCUCCAUGGCAUUUGGCGCCGUUGGCGAGAGUCUGCGCAGAGCUACAGGCAGCCAAACCGAGAGCACCGGGUCCCUCAUGUUCAGCGCCGGAAACAUGGAACGACUCGUCGCCAAACUCUCCAAGAUGCGCGGAGCGGCCCUCAAGCUGGGCCAGAUGCUGAGCAUCCAAGACACCAAAAUGCUCCCCGACUCCAUCCACCAGGUCCUACAGCGAGUGCAAGACCGCGCCGACUACAUGCCCGCCUCCCAACGCGACAAAGUCCUGAUUGACAACCUCGGCCCCAACUGGCGGGAUUUGUUCUCCUCCUUCGACGAGAUUCCCAUGGCCGCCGCCUCCAUCGGCCAAGUCCACAGCGCCGUGCUGAAGAAGACCGGCCAGCCCGUCGCCAUCAAAAUCCAAUACCCCGGCGUCGCCGAUUCCAUCGACUCCGACCUCAACAACCUCUCCAUCCUCCUCACCGCAUCCCGCAUCCUCCCCCGCGGCCUCUACCUCGACAAGACCAUCGCCAACGCCCGCACCGAACUCGCCUGGGAAUGCGACUACCUCCGCGAAGCCCAAUCCGCCACCCACUUCCGCCACCUCCUCGCCGACGACCCCGUCUUCCUCGUCCCCGCCAUCAUCCCCGAAGCCUCGGGCAAACAAGUCCUCACCAUGGAACGCCUCGCCGGCAAAGCCGUCACCAAAAUCCACAACAUCACCCAAGCCCAACGCGACUGGAUCGGCACCCAAAUCAUGCGUCUCUGUCUCCGCGAAAUCACCGAAUUCAAAUACAUGCAAACCGACCCCAACUGGACUAACUUCCUCUACAACCCCUCCACCAACCGUCUCGAACUCCUCGACUUCGGCGCCUCCCGCGAAUACCCCCAGACCUUCAUCACCACCUACAUCCAUACCCUCAUCGCCGCCGCCCGCAACGACCGCGACCGCUGCGCCGCCCUUUCCCGAGACCUCGGCUAUCUCACCGGCCAUGAAUCCCCCGCCAUGGUCGACGCCCACGUCACGUCCGUCACGACCAUCGCGGAACCCUUCAUGGAGUCGUCGCCGGAUGUGUACGACUUUCGGAAUCAGACUAUCACGGAUCGCGUCCGUGGUCUGAUUCCCGUCAUGAUUCGCGAACGAUUGACCCCCCCGCCGGAAGAGACGUAUAGUCUGCAUCGCAAGCUGAGCGGUGCGUUCUUGUUGUGCGCGCGAUUGGGCAGUCGGGUCCCGUGUAAGGAGUUGUUUCGGGAUGCGAUUCGGAGGGCGGAGGUUGCGGGGACGAUUGAGAGGCAGACUUAGGGUGGUGUUACUAGGGGUUUGUCUGUGUGUAUUAUUAUUAUUAUAUGGGGUUAUUGUUAGAUGGGAUGGGGAAGGAUACAUGUCUCCUCUCUUGUUUUGGGUCUGGGGUAUGUAUAUUAGGCUAGAUUGUAUGUAGAGAUCAAUAGUUACAAGAAUUGUGCAGUGGGUAGGUUGUAUUGAAUGGUAUCGUUUGUGGGUGGAUGUAUGAUACAGGCUGGGCUGUAUGGUACGUGAUAUGUCAUGAUAUGAUAUAG
Messenger RNA from Aspergillus ibericus CBS 121593, 2510 nucleotides. Its product is annotated as protein kinase COQ8. The record is from RefSeq and is a predicted model, not a curated record. Gene Ontology annotation, biological process: ubiquinone biosynthetic process. Gene Ontology annotation, molecular function: kinase activity. The coding region runs from base 70 to 2256 and encodes 728 amino acids. Lineage: Eukaryota; Fungi; Ascomycota; Eurotiomycetes; Eurotiales; Aspergillaceae. The transcript has 3 exons. Gene Ontology annotation, cellular component: extrinsic component of mitochondrial inner membrane.